Molecule: messenger RNA, 3966 nt
Organism: Alligator sinensis (Chinese alligator)
Lineage: Eukaryota; Metazoa; Chordata; Crocodylia; Alligatoridae
Gene: CPQ
Product: carboxypeptidase Q
Exons: 9
Coding region: 2220-3629 (469 amino acids)
Biological process (GO): thyroid hormone generation; peptide catabolic process; proteolysis
Molecular function (GO): metallodipeptidase activity
Source: RefSeq, a predicted model, not a curated record
AGUUCUUGACCUCAGUGAUAGUUUAAUUAUACGAAUCCUGAAGAGACUGACGCAUAAUCACAACUUUAAGAACAUUAGUUCAACUCUGGUCCAGUGUGUAAAAACUAAGCACUAACCACAUUGAGGCCUACAAAAGUUGCCCAGAGUCACAUGUCAUGGGAAAUUCCGCUGAACCGACCUCUUGCUGAGGAAAUCCAUUCCGAGUCUCAGUGUGGACCAUCAAGAGGCACAAAUGACAUAAUUUUUUGUGGCAGAUCCACAUAAUUUUUCCUGACAGAUCCAGGAAAAAUGCUGAGAACACCACCAGGAACUGUAUAUGGCUUUUAUCAAUUUGACCAAAGCCUUUGACUCUGUUAACUGUGAGGUUCUAUGGAAGAUCUUAUUGAAGCUUGGUUGCCCAGGGAAAUUUAUCACCAUCCUAAGAUUCAUUCAUGACCAGAUGACUGCUUCCAUCCUAUACAGUGGAGCCCUUUGCCAUUCAAACUGCUGUCAAGCAGGGCUGCACCAAUUCUACUUUCCAUCUUUCUUAUGGUCAUCAAGGUGCUCAUCUGUGAUCCUGUUACAUGGCAUCAGUGCUGAGUACAGGAUGGAUGGGAACCGUUUCAAUCUUUCCCGCCUCCAUGCCAAAACCCAAGUCACAUCGGGCUCAAUUGUUGAACUUUAGUAUGCUGAUGAUUGUACUGUUGUUGCACAUACUGAGGAGGUAUGACGACCCUUAACUGCUUCUCUCAAGUAUAGCAGUGGUUGGGACCGACCCUUAACAUCUGGAAAACAAAGGUGCUUCAACAGCCUAGGACAAGAGAGUUAACUUCCCUGAUAAAGAUCCUCAUCGACGGACAGGAGCUGGAGAACGUUGAACACUUUGCAUACCUCAGCAGCCAUCUCUCAAAGGCCAACAUCGACCAGGACAUCCAGUAUAGGAUCCGAUGUGCCAGCUCUGCCUUUGGAAGACUGUAUCGCUGUGUGUUCAGUGAUCAUGACAUCAGGACUCAAAACAAAGCUCCUAUUGUAUAAGGCUGUGAUAAUCCCAACUGUUCUCUAUGGCUGUGAGGCUUGGGUGACCUACAGGGACCACCUGAAGAACCUGAAAUGCCUUCACCAGCACUACCUCCAAAAGAUCCUUGGCAUCAAGUGGGAGGAUUAUCACACAAAUGCCAGCGUUCUUACCAAUGCUAACACCGCUGGCAUGGAAGCAUUGACUAUUCAGCAUCGGCUGCAGUGGACGGGGCAUUGCGCGUGCAUGCCUGAUGCAUGUUUACCACAACUGCUAUACUCCCAACUCGGCCAAGGACAAAGAACACGUGUGGGCUAGAGGAAAUGCUUCAAAAACGCCCUCAAGACAAACAUUAAGAUGUGGCACUAACAUAACAAAUUGGGAAAAACUAACCUAGGACAUGGGUACAUGGAGACACCUUGUGAGAGAAGGUACAUCUAUCUUACUUUGAGGAAACCAUCUUGCCCUGCAGGCAGAAAAAUGACACAAAUGGAAGGAAAAGAAACAAGACAAAGAAAUCUGUGGCCUGACCCUCCCUUUAACCACCACCUGUGGUGUCGGUCUCUAGGAGCAGCCUUCUUAGCCAUCAAGGGACACAUCUACAACCCGCUACCUGGCCCAUGGGAGCGAUCAUCCACAAGCCUGAGGGAUCGCCGCUGCCACCGGUGGCAAGGAUGACAAGGAAGGAAGGGCAGGAAGCAGGCAGGCAGGCAGGGCCAGGGCCACAGAUAAGAAGCGGUGCCAGUUUCAGUGCGGAGCGGUGCGCCUGCUUCGGGCCCUGCCGAGAGGCCCCUUAGCGCUCGGCCGGGCACGGGGUGAAUGCAGGGCUGGGGCUCGCUGCAGGCGCCAAGCUCCCCGCGGCGGGAUGGGCCGUUCCCGCGGCGUCCAGGGAAUUCUUUGCACCGUGGGGAUUGCACCGCAGGUCUUUAGGAUCCACGGGAGCCCUAGAGGCCUCGGGCAGGCGGGGGGCGCAGGGAGGAAGCAGAGGCCGGGCUGGAAGAGCCGAGCAGGCGCAAGCGGGGCUGGCUGCUGCCGCGGCCUUCCGGGGGCGCGUCCCGAGCUGGGCUGAAGCGCGCCUCGCUCCGCCCCGCGGAAGCCGCGUCUGGGGCCCGCGCGAAGGGCUUAAGAGGACUGUUGGCUGUUGGAAGACUGGGAAGAGGGAAAAAGGCAAGGCACUGGCUCUGACUUUCAAGGAGGACAACUGAUUAAAAGAAAAGGAAGGAAAAUGAAAUGCCUGUUCUUAAUAGCCUUCAUUCAUCUGUUACUGCAAUGUACUGGGAAACCUUUGAGUGGAGAUGACAGCUACCGAAAAAUAUCUGAAGAUGUUAAAAGGGAAAUAGCUGGUUAUUCUGAUAUUGCUAAGGCUAUUAUUAACCUUGCUGUUUAUGGCAAUGCCCAGAACAGAUCUUAUGAAAGACUGGCAGUUUUUGCUGAUACUGUAGGACCCAGACUCAGUGGCUCCAAAAAUCUAGACCUUGCCAUCAAAUACAUGUUCAGUGCCCUGCAGGAGGAAGGGCUGGAAAAUGUGCACCUGGAGCCUGUAAAAGUGCCUCAUUGGGAACGGGGAGAAGAGUUUGCUCUGAUGUUGGCACCAAGGAGCCAUAGCAUUUCUAUUUUAGGACUUGGAAGCAGUGUUCCAACUCCUCCAGAAGGAAUAACAGCUGAAGUCCUAGUAGUGUCCUCUUUUGAUGAGCUGUACAAAAGAACUGAAGAAGCCAAGGGGAAGAUUGUUGUUUAUAAUCAGCCUUACAUCAGUUAUGGUGAAACUGUGCGAUACAGAGCCCAGGGAGCAGUGGAAGCUGCUAAAGCUGGAGCUGUGGCAUCCCUUAUCAGAUCUAUUACCCCCUUUUCUAUUAAUAGCCCUCACACCGGGUGGCAGUAUUACCAGUCCAAUGUACCCAAGAUUCCCACAGCUUGCAUUUCAGUUGAAGAUGCUGAAAUGAUGGCACGGAUCUCUUCCCAGGGCACCAAGAUUAUUGUGAAACUCAAGAUGGGAGCCAAGACCUAUCCAGAUGCUAAUUCCUUUAAUAAUGUGGCAGAAAUAGUUGGGAGCAAGUACCCAGACCAGGUUGUACUUGUCAGUGGACAUCUGGACAGCUGGGAUGUUGGACAAGGAGCCAUGGAUGAUGGUGGUGGAGCAUUCAUAUCAUGGGAAGCGUUAUCUCUUAUUAAGGAUCUUGGGCUUCGUCCCAAGAGAACUCUACGCUUAGUGCUGUGGACAGGGGAGGAGCAAGGAGGAGUGGGUGCUGAGCAGUACUAUCAGUUACACAAGGGCAACAUCUCCAACUUCGACAUUGUCAUGGAAUCUGAUGAGGGCACUUUCAUGCCGACUGGCCUGGGUUUUACUGGCAGCGAUAAAGCUCGUGGCAUCAUGAAAGAGAUCAUGCAGCUCUUGCAGCCUAUCAACGUGACAGCUAUUUAUGAAAGUGGUGGUGGAACAGACAUUGAUUACUGGGUGAAAGAUGGAGUACCAGGUGCCAGUUUGCGUGUUGACCGUAAUAAAUACUUCUGGUUUCAUCAUUCUCAAGGGGACACAAUGACAGUUCAAGAUCCAAGCCAGAUGAAUCUCUGUGCUGCUGUUUGGACUGUUGUCUCUUAUGUAAUUGCUGACAUGGAGGAGAGGUUGCCAAGGUAAUAAAAGAAGCAAGAAGGAAAACGUAUAGUCUUCAAUGAAGGCUGUGAAUCGAGUGAUGCAUAUGGUCUACAGAUGUAGGAAAUUCCUUAUUCAUCCUGAUUUUUGCUGAUUUUCAUUCUGUUCUUUGACCUCAAAGCAGAUUUCUUUUACAUAGUUCUGUUUGUUUUAGCUGGUUAAAUGCAUUCCAUUUGUGAUUCUUAUUUCAUGUUUUUUCUAGUAAGUUUUUUAUCAAUUAAUCAAUGCCUGAUGUCUCCCCCAAAAUAUACUAUAUUAUAAUAUUGUAUAAUAAUUAUCUAUAAAUAAGUGAUCCUGUCUCAGAAGGAAAUACAUUCAAUAA